GUAUAUUUUCCCACCAUAAUAUUAACAUACAUCCUCUUCUUUGCAAUGGCAGUUUCUUCGCUUCUCCGCCUCCUUUUCUUCUUCGUCUUCUUCAUAAUAUUUGUCGAUGGUCAAUGCCUCGAUGAUCAAAAAAAGUUGUUACUUGAUCUCAGGAGCGAAUUCAAAUUCAAUUCCUCCAUUUCUCGGGCUUUAGUGAAAUGGAAUGAGACAGGUGAUUGUUGCAAAUGGAGAGACGUCGGAUGCGAUGACUCUGGCCGCGUUAUCAGUUUGAACCUGUACGACGAAGGCAUCUCCGGAAGAAUUGAUUUGGACCUCUCAAACAAUCAUUUGCAAGGUGAUAUUCCUAGUUGGAUUUGGGGAACUGGAAUGAGCUCUUUGAACCUUUCUCUUAAUCUUCUGACAGAUUUUCAAAAGCCUUACCAUAUACCGGGUUCUCUUCAAACACUAGACUUGCACUCUAACCUUUUGAGUUGUGAGUUUCCCUUACUACGUCCACACGCAAACGAAUCUGAUUAUGAUUUUGCCAAUUUCUUGUUUCUCGCAAACAAUAGGCUAACCGGAGUUGUUCCAACCUCCAUAUGCAACAUACCUAGACUUAAGGUUCUCGACUUGUCUUUCAAUAACUUGAACGGUAGCAUACCUCCCUGCCUACUUGAAGAAGGUUUUUACCUUAAAGUGCUCAAUCUUAGGGGAAACAACAUUAUUGGUGUUAUCUCUGAUACAAUAAUUGGGGAGUGUGCCCUUAACACCUUUGAUGUUAGUGAUAACAACUUAGGAGGGAAGAUUCCAAAGUCUUUGGCAAAUUGUAAUUAUUUAGCGGUGAUGAAUGUUGGAAACAACAACUUUGAAGAUAGUUUCCCUUGCAUGGCGCUGUCGGAGAGCUUGAAGGUUCUUGUGUUGCGCUCCAACAGAUUCCAUGGAGAGUUGAGAUGUGGUAAGAGUUGGCCUGAUCUUCAAAUUCUGGAUAUAUCUUCAAAUAAUUUCAGUGGCACUCUGAAUCAGCUAAACAUCUCAAGUUUGAGAGGAAUGAUGCUCCAAAGUCAGGCACGUAGGCCUACCCGUUCAGCCUCUGAUAUUCUGAGUGUAAACAAUCUUUACCGAGAUGAGGUGACAAUAAUAUUGAAAAAUGUAGAGGUGAAGCUCGUGAAGAUUUGGCCCGACUUUACAUCCAUUGAUUUGUCAUCCAAUCAUUUUCAAGGAGAAAUACCGGAUGCAAUUGGUAAUCUUACCUCACUCUAUCUUCUCAACUUAUCCCACAAUUCUCUCACUAAUGCAAUCCCGAGAUCAUUGGGCGCCUUGACAGAGCUUGGGUCGCUUGACCUCUCUUCGAACAAGCUCACUGGGAGAAUACCAGAGGAGCUCACAAAACUCGAUUUCCUAUCAUUCUUGAAUCUGUCUUACAAUCAUCUCAUUGGACCGAUCCCAACUGGCCGCCAGUUUCAAACGUUUUCGGCAGAUUCAUAUGUAGGAAACACGGGGUUAUCUGGUUUACCACUCAACGGAAGUUUCAACAACCGCCGACCACCUGCCUCAUCUCCAUCAGAGGAUUCAGAAUCAAAAGAUGAGGAGAUUAAGUGGGAAUAUGUGUUUGCUGCAUUUGGUUACGUUGUGGGAUUUGGAAGCUUUGCAUGGAUACUUUCAUGUUGCAGAAGCUUGAGAGAAAGAUACUUUGAGAAGAUAGAAGAGGUUGCUGACAAGACAUUCUAUGAGAGAGGAAGGAGAAAAAGACAUGAAAGAAGAUUAAGAAGAAGAAGAGAAGAGAAGAAGAGAAGAGAAGAGAGGAGGAAUGGGCUCAGGAGAUAUCAUGAGUAAAGGUUUACUGUGUAAUUUGGCUUGUGUUUAAUGAUCAUAUGGUAUGGUGUAAUGUCUGUUUCUUUUUGUGUGCUCCAAACUUUAUAGUACGGUCUGUUUUUGUAAUAUAUCUUAUUUUAUAAAUAGAUUAAACAAUAUUGUUCUGUAUGUGUCAAUUUGGAGUUUUUGUAUGACUAAA
Molecule: messenger RNA, 1990 nt
Organism: Salvia hispanica
Lineage: Eukaryota; Viridiplantae; Streptophyta; Magnoliopsida; Lamiales; Lamiaceae
Source: RefSeq, a predicted model, not a curated record